Arabis nemorensis is the source of this 570-nucleotide messenger RNA. The record is from the annotation of a GenBank genome assembly. Lineage: Eukaryota; Viridiplantae; Streptophyta; Magnoliopsida; Brassicales; Brassicaceae.
AUGGAGGAAGAGAGGCUAACUCGGACUGACUCAGCUGACUCGACCGAUAAAAAGCGAGUCAGAGACGAGUCUGACGAAACGGUUCUCAACUCGCCGGAGGUGAAGAGGUUAAGAGAUGAUUUAUUCGAUGUUCUCGAUGACUCGGAUCCUGAACCAGUGAGUCAAGAUCUCGACUCGGUUAUGAAGAGUUUCGAAGUCGAGUUAUCCGCUGCGACGGUUACCACCACGGUCGCCGAAACUCAGCCGGAUCUCGGUUAUCUUCUAGAAGCUUCCGACGACGAGCUUGGCUUACCACCGCCUCCGUCGGUUUCUCCGACUCAAAUCGUGAAAGAGGACGAAACGACGGAGACGUUAAACGAUUUGGUACGAGCGUCGUCGGAUUCGUCCGGAAUCGACGAGCUAUGGGGGUUUGAGGACCACGUGUCGAAUUACGGAUCUUUAGAUUUCGUUUCCGGCGUCGGAGAAGCCGGAGAUUACGUCGCUGUUGAGGGGCUGUUCGAAUUUUCCGACGAUUGUUUUGAUUCCGGCGAGCUGUUUUCGUGGCGGUCGGAGUCGUUACCGGCGGAAUAA